Molecule: messenger RNA, 1589 nt
Organism: Cucumis sativus (cucumber)
Lineage: Eukaryota; Viridiplantae; Streptophyta; Magnoliopsida; Cucurbitales; Cucurbitaceae
Product: ent-kaurene oxidase, chloroplastic-like
Exons: 8
Coding region: 6-1565 (519 amino acids)
Biological process (GO): gibberellin biosynthetic process
Cellular component (GO): chloroplast outer membrane; endoplasmic reticulum
Molecular function (GO): heme binding; ent-kaurene oxidase activity; iron ion binding
Source: RefSeq, marked provisional
CCAAAAUGGCGGUUGUUACUGAUCCCCUUGCUUCCAUGCAACUUCUCGCCAAUACCAUUCCAGCUCCGCCGUAUGCGGCAGCCGCUGUUCUGGGUGGCGUCUCUUUGGUACUUUCCGUGUUUUUUGUUGCUGAUUGUAGAAAGAAACGUCGGAAUUUUCUCCCUCCGGUGCCGGCGGUUCCGGGGGUUCCGGUGUUGGGGAAUUUGCUGCAGUUGAAGGAGAAGAAGCCUCACAAGACAUUUGCUCGAUGGGCGGAGACGUACGGUGCGGUUUAUUCAAUAAGAACCGGCGCUUCCACUGUGAUUGUUCUCAACACCACAGAGGUUGCCAAAGAGGCUAUGGUGACGAGGUAUGGUUCGAUUUCGAGUCGAAAGCUAAGCAAAGCUCUUACAAUCUUGACUGCUGAUAAAUGCAUGGUUGCUAUGAGUGAUUACAAUGAGUUUCACAAGAUGGUGAAGAGAUAUAUAUUGGCUAAUGUGUUGGGGGCUAAUGCUCAGAAGAAACACAGACAAAGGAGAGACGCCAUGAUUGAAAAUAUUUCUAGGGAGUUGUUUGCUCAUGUGAAGGAGUUUCCAUUAGACACUGUUAAUUUUCGGAAGAUCUUCGAAGCCGAACUCUUUCGACUCGCGCUUAAAGAAACGCUUGGGAAGGAUAUUGAGUCGAUAUAUGUGGAUGGGCUUGGUACGACAUUGCCGAGGGAAGAUCUGUUUAGGAUUUUAGUGAUUGAUCCAAUGGAGGGUGCGAUUGAGGUUGAUUGGAGGGAUUUCUUCCCAUAUUUGAGAUGGAUUCCAAACAAGAGGGUGGAGAAUAAAAUAAGGAAUAUGGAUUUUCGAAGGCGAAUGACAAUGAAGAAACUAAUGGAGGAGCCAAAGAAACGAAUUGCAGCAGGGGAGGAGACGUAUUGCUAUGCCGAUUUCUUGUUAUCUGAAGCGAAAACACUUACGGAGGAUCAAAUAUCCAUGUUGCUUUGGGAGACGAUCAUUGAAACUUCUGACACAACUUUAGUUGUAACAGAAUGGGCGAUGUAUGAACUUUCGAAAGAUCCAAGACGACAGGACUAUCUAUAUCAGCAGAUACAGAGUGUUUGUGGAUCUGCAACGCUUACUGAAGAAAACUUGUCACAGCUACCAUAUCUGACAGCUAUUUUUCAUGAAACUCUUCGGAAGCAUAGUCCGGUCCCAGUCGUCCCAUUACGGUAUGCGCAUGAAGACACCCAGUUAGGCGGGUACUUCGUUCCUGCAGGGAGUGAGAUCGCCGUGAACAUUUACGCAUGCAACAUGGACAAGGAUCAUUGGGAAAGCCCUGAGGAAUGGAAGCCAGAGAGGUUUCUGGAUGACAAGUAUGAUCCAAUGGAUUUGCACAAAACCAUGGCCUUUGGAGGAGGGAAGAGGGUGUGUGCAGGUGCUCUCAAGGCAAUGCUGAUAGCUUGCACAACCAUUGGAAGGAUGGUUCAAGAGUUUGAGUGGAAGCUGAGGGAAGGAGAAGAGGAGAAGGUCGACACUCUUGGCCUCACCGCUCGCAAGCUUCAGCCACUGCACGUGGUCAUAAAACCAAGAAACAACUGAUGAAACUUCCCCCUCAGUCCUAGG